Corvus hawaiiensis (hawaiian crow) is the source of this 1059-nucleotide messenger RNA. It is a transcript of the gene BORCS8, whose product is annotated as BLOC-1 related complex subunit 8. The transcript has 5 exons. Bases 72 to 437 code for a protein of 121 amino acids. Lineage: Eukaryota; Metazoa; Chordata; Aves; Passeriformes; Corvidae. Gene Ontology annotation, cellular component: BORC complex. The record is from RefSeq and is a predicted model, not a curated record.
UUCUCGCUGCGCGGGUUUCCGUGAGGGGCGGCUUCGGGGAGGCGGCGCCGGCGGAAGCGGCGGCGGGCGGGAUGGAGGAGCCGGAGAUGCAGCUGAAGGUGAAGAAAGUCACGGACAAGUUCACGGAGAGCCUGUACGUGCUGGCCAACGAGCCCUCGGUGGCUCUGUUCCGGCUGCAGGAGCACGUCCGCAGAUCCCUCCCGGAGCUGGCCCAGCACAAGUCGGACAUGCAGAGCUGGGAGGAGCAGAGCCAGGGAGCCAUUUACACCGUGGAAUACGCCUGCAGCGCCAUCAAGAACAUGACUGACAGCGGUGUGUACUUCAAGAGCAUCGACAGCCUCCUCAAACAUUCCAUAGCCAUGAAGGAGCAGCUCAACGCCGCCCAGGGCCGCAGCACCGCCACCCCCCAAGCCAAGAAUCCUCCAGGCACUUCCUGAUUUUUCCAUCCUGAUCCUUUUCCAGCCUCGGGAAGGAGUGGAAAACCCCCCCUGCCCAACCUACGGGGCUGCACAGGUAGAGAGGCCCCUGAAUUCCCAGGAAAAAGGAGCUGGCAAAUCCCAAAUCCCUGCUUUUUGGGACCUCUUUUGUCCCUUUUCCAUGGAAAAACGGGGUGGGUUUGUGUUUGUCCUUCCCAGGUUUUUUUUUCCUACCUCUUAGCCACCAAAACAACCCCCCCCCCACUGAGGUCUUGCUUUGGGAAUUUUGUGUAAAAGCUGGAAUGUGGGCACGCUCCAAGCUUUUGUUGAGGAGGAAUUCUCCAAGGAGAACUUUUCCCGUGGCUGCCAAGGAAUUGCUGGAUUUUGGUUUUAAUGAGGACAAGAAUAAAAAAGGGAAAAGAAACAAACAACAACAAAAAAACCAGCCCGAAAAAACCAACAAGAAAAUUCCUUUUAAAGGUUUCAAACUUUCUCCUGUCGCCGUGGGAGCUUGGAAUUGUUUUUAUCCCGCUGUUUCCAAGGGCAUGGAGCAAAAUAAUGUGGAAUUGGAGGCUGUCAAGGGAGAAAAGGAAUUGUCCUGGUCCUUAAAAUCCUACAAAAAAAAAGGAUUUUCUUCAUCCCC